AUGUCAUCGCCCGUGAAGCUUCGUGGUUCGCGGGAUCUCUGCCUACGGUCAGUUCCUUCCCGUGGUGCAGUUCCGUAUUCUCGGACAUACCUCCUUCCAAUAGUUUCCCACGAGGCAUACCUCACCAUGCGUUACUCUUAUACUUGCGCCGCUCUUUUCGCGGCCACCGCUUUUGCCGGUGCUACUAGCCUCCGCUCAAAUGAGAUUGGUAUGACCGGUGGCACUGGCGCCGGCGUUCUGGCCCUCGGCAAUGGGGAUGUGACUGGCGUCAAGAACGCUCAUCUUUCCGACGAUCAUGUUGUUGUUGCUACCUUGGUUGGAAGCGACGGCCAUGUUGCUGGUGUCAAGAACGCUAAGCGCGAGGGCGAGCUCGAGCUCGAGGAAAAGGGACACACGGUCGAGAACGACAACGACCUGAUCGACGUCGGGAUCCUGGGUAACGACAACGGCUCUGGAAACUCCAACGGUGGCAGUGGCAGCAGCAUCAAGCGCGACGAGAACACACAGGACGACUUCAUUGGUCCCAUUAAGGUUGGCACCCCGGUCCUCGAUAUCACCAAUCUCUAG
This is a messenger RNA of Penicillium maclennaniae, 567 nucleotides long. RefSeq lists its product as uncharacterized. Bases 1 to 567 code for a protein of 188 amino acids. Lineage: Eukaryota; Fungi; Ascomycota; Eurotiomycetes; Eurotiales; Aspergillaceae. The transcript has 4 exons. The record is from RefSeq and is a predicted model, not a curated record.